UUCCUUUCCAUCCCCCUUCCUGGGUCGCCACUGGAGGCGGCUCACCCCAGCCUGUGCCCCUGCUCGAGUCCCGGCCGAGGCGAUGCCGGACCAGAUCUCCGUGUCGGAAUUCGUGGCUGAGACCCAUGAGGAUUACAAAGCUCCCACUGCCUCCAGCUUCACCACCCGCACCACCCAGUGCCGGAACACGGUGGCGGCCAUCGAGGAGGCUUUGGAUGUUGACCGUACAGUUCUUUACAAAAUGAAGAAAUCAGUGAAAGCAAUAAACAUCUCUGGGCUGGCACACGUGGAAAAUGAAGAACAGUAUACACAAGCCUUGGAGAAAUUUGGUGGCAAUUGUGUGUGCAGAGAUGAUCCAGAUUUAGGAAGUGCAUUCCUGAAGUUCUCCGUGUUUACAAAGGAAUUGACUGCACUUUUCAAGAACCUGAUUCAGAAUAUGAACAACAUAAUUUCUUUCCCUUUGGACAGUUUGCUGAAAGGAGACCUUAAAGGAAUAAAGGGGGAUCUGAAAAAGCCUUUUGACAAAGCUUGGAAGGACUAUGAAACAAAAGUGACAAAAAUAGAAAAGGAGAAGAAGGAACAUGCCAAGCUUCAUGGGAUGAUUCGUACAGAAAUAAGUGGAGCUGAAAUUGCUGAAGAGAUGGAGAAAGAAAGGAGGUUCUUCCAGCUACAAAUGUGCGAGUAUUUACUAAAGGUUAAUGAAAUCAAGAUUAAAAAGGGAGUUGAUUUACUUCAGAACCUGAUCAAGUAUUUUCAUGCACAGUGCAAUUUCUUCCAGGAUGGACUGAAAGCUGUUGAAACCCUCAAACCCUCCAUUGAAACACUUUCAACAGACCUUCAUAUAAUCAAACAGGCCCAAGAUGAAGAAAGGAAGCAGUUAAUACAGCUACGAGAUAUUUUAAAAUCUGCACUUCAGGUUGAACAAAAAGAGGAUUCACAAAUUCGGCAGAGUACAACCUAUAGUUUACACCAGCCUCAGGGAAAUAAAGAACAUGGAACUGAAAGGAAUGGUAACCUCUACAAGAAAAGUGAUGGGAUCAGAAAAGUAUGGCAAAAAAGGAAAUGCUCAGUUAAGAAUGGUUUUCUGACAAUAUCCCAUGGUACCGCUAACCGUCCUCCUGCGAAGCUCAAUCUCUUGACCUGCCAAGUGAAAACAAACCCAGAAGAAAAAAAAUGUUUUGACCUCAUAUCACAUGACAGAACAUACCAUUUUCAAGCAGAAGAUGAACAGGAAUGUCAAAUAUGGAUGUCUGUGCUACAGAAUAGCAAGGAAGAAGCUUUAAAUAAUGCAUUUAAAGGUGAUGACAACACUGGAGAAAAUAACAUUGUCCAGGAGCUGACAAAGGAGAUUAUAUCAGAAAUCCAGAGGAUGACUGGAAAUGAUGUCUGUUGUGACUGUGGAGCACCAGAUCCUACUUGGCUUUCCACAAAUCUGGGCAUUCUGACGUGCAUUGAGUGUUCUGGGAUCCAUCGAGAGCUGGGUGUUCACUACUCCAGGAUGCAGUCCCUCACGCUGGAUGUGUUAGGAACAUCUGAACUUUUGCUUGCCAAGAAUAUUGGAAAUGCAGGUUUUAAUGAGAUUAUGGAAUUUUGCCUACCAGCUGAGGACUCUGUCAAGCCCAACCCAAGCAGUGACAUGAAUGCAAGAAAAGAUUACAUCACCGCCAAGUACAUCGAGAGGAAAUACGCAAGGAAAAAACAUACAGACAAUACAGCUAAACUCCAUAGCCUUUGUGAAGCUGUGAAAACAAGAGACAUCUUUGGGUUGCUCCAAGUAUAUGCGGAUGGAGUAGAUCUGACAGAAAAAAUCCCUCUCGCCAAUGGACAUGAGCAAGAUGAAACUGCUCUCCAUCUUGCAGUCAGAUCAGUGGAUAGAACUUCCCUUCAUAUAGUAGAUUUCUUAGUUCAGAACAGUGGGAACCUGGACAAACAGACAGGGAAAGGCAGCACAGCUCUCCACUACUGUUGCCUGACGGACAAUGCCGAGUGCCUAAAACUGCUGCUCAGAGGGAAGGCCUCUAUUGAAAUCGCCAAUGAAUCAGGAGAGACACCACUUGACAUCGCUAAACGUUUAAAACAUGAACACUGUGAAGAACUGCUCACUCAAGCAUUAUCUGGGAGGUUUAAUUCUCACGUACAUGUGGAGUAUGAAUGGCGAUUGCUCCAUGAAGAUCUAGAUGAAAGCGAUGAUGACAUGGAUGAAAAAUUACAGCCCAGCCCCAAUCGGCGAGAGGACAGGCCUGUCAGUUUUUACCAACUGGGUUCCAGCCAGCACCAGUCGAAUGCUGCAUCUUUGGCUAGAGAUGCAGCUAACAUCGCUAAAGACAAACAGAGGGGCUUUAUGCCUAGCAUUCUGCAAAACGAGACCUACGGAGCCAUCCUCAGCAGCAGCCCCCCACCUACACAGUCCACCGCACCCCCACUACCUCCCCGGAAUAUUGGCAAAGUUCAGCCUCCCAUCCUGGGCACUGGUGUUCAGACAACCUCCUCAGCUAACACCUCGUGGAAGACAAAUUCUUUAAGUGUGGACAGUGUAAGCAGGCAGCGAUCUUCGUCAGAUCCGCCAGCUAUCCAUCCACCGCUGCCCCCUCUUCGAGUGACAUCUACGAAUCCCCCGACUGCAACACCACCACCUCCUGUGGCAAAAACAGCCAGUGUGAUCGAAGCCCUGAACCAGCAGCAGUCUAAGCCACCCCAUACGACAGCCCUGCAGUCCAAGUCCACCCCCCCACCCCUGCCUCCACAACCACCUAGUCGAAUUAUGCAGAAAAAACCGACUCCUGGGAUUGACAAGUCAUCCCCAUUGAUCAACAAAGGCCAACCCAGAGGACCUGCUGGGGAGAUCUCUGAAGGGUCCAGUCUUACAUCCAACACAUCCUCAGUUUUGCAGCCACCAGCACCUAUGCCAAGGAAAUCACAGAUAACGAAAACAAAACCCAAAAGAGUAAAAGCUCUCUACAACUGUGUAGCAGACAACCCUGAUGAGCUAACAUUUUCAGAGGGGGAUAUGAUCAUCGUGGAUGGUGAGGAGGACCAAGAGUGGUGGAUUGGCCACAUUGAUGGAGAUCCUAGUCGCAAAGGAGCUUUUCCCGUAUCAUUCGUGCACUUUAUUGCUGACUAAAUUGCUACUGAACAAAAAAAUAGGAAGAAAUUUCUCAUUUUCAUCUUAUACAAGUCAAUAUUUAUGUCCCAGUUUCACUACUGGUUCCAAAACUCUUGCCAGAAAACCAAUUUCUUGAGUUGUAUUUGUACUGUAGUCAACUGUCCCUAAUGCCAUUGUUCUGGUUACAAACCUUGGACAGUUUUUACAUGUAAGUGAUUUUUUAAGAAAGAUUUGUUUUGCUUCAUGAAAGUCACUGAUAUUCUUUCUCAGAGACACAUUUUUAUUUUUAAAGGUGAACUGAAAAAAAAUAACUUUAACUAGUAUCUUUGAACCCCAACCAGCAGAAUUCAGUAUACCAGCUUAACAGGAAAAUAUUUAUUUUGAAACAAGAGGUUUGGAAAUAAAUCCCUCUUGAUUUGUCACGGCCUGAUUUGGAAGUUGUAACUUGUCAUGUGUUUAUAUUAAAGUCAGUGAAUCUCAGAGCAGCUGUCUCAGUUGUCCUAGGGAACCAGUAAUAGCAUUCUAACCCAGCCCUUCUUAGCUAAGGUCAUUCCACAUCGAAGGUCCUGAGUUCACCUUUAAAGGAUAGUUAUUCCGUUGAAACAACCCACCAUAUGCACACAUUUAAAAACAAAAAACCUUGGAAAUUUCUGCAUUACUUGUUUGUACUUUCUCAUUUGUGAGGCUGAGAAUCUCUGUAUCAUUAUAUGCUGCAUGUGUGUAUAACCUGUUUUGGAAGUCCCCUAUAUAACAUUGAUCCUGAACAAUUGUAUUAACAAGACUACUGAUGGUUAAUUCAAAUCCAUGGCGAUGUUAUCAGUUAAUUCAACUCUCAGAGGUUAUAGAAACUGCAUUUCCUGAAUUUGGUUUUAAACUAAGGAUGAUGGAUUGCAAAGCAGUUCUCAAAACCAGUUAUAUGCUUUAGAUGUUUUAGAAUUUGCCUUCUUGAACUUAUUUAAUCACCCAGUAACACCUGUACACACAAAUAGAAUAUUGUGGUGGACCAUAAUAUAUUUAUCUGUCACAAGGGCAUUUAUUGAAAAACUCACUAGUACAUCUUAAUUGCUGUUUCCUGUUAAGUGUACCACUGCCUUUCCUUCCAAACACAACAAUGUGCUUGUUUCCUAACUCACCUAUGAGUGUUUGUGUAUUUAUAGAAUAUACCAAUAUGAACGGUAGUUAACGUCUUAAAAAUGUUUGUGAACAAAUAUCCAGCAAAAAUCCAUAGAUCCCAGUGGAUGUAACACUACUUAAUAUUGCAAUUCUAACAUCUAUUUGAACAUUGAGUCUAUUACCUUUCUUGAACUUACGCUACAAAAAAUGAAGAAGACUAAUGUUGAGAAAAGCCUAAUUAAUUCUGUGGUGGUAUAUAUGUGUUUUAUAACAUCAAUACCCAAUAUGAGAAUUUUGAAGCUUUAAGGAAAAAUAUUAAGACAGUGACCACCACUUGGGAGUUUUCAUGACCACUAAAUAUCUUACAGACUCGGGGAGCUCCAAAUUAAUGCUAGGACAAAGUUGUUCAUGAUUUUAUUUUUUGGAAAAUGGUACACUUGAUUGUGAUAGCCUGUCUUUUAUCAUGUGAAAAGCUUGUGUGUAUAGCUUCUUGAUGUAUUAACUCAUUUCUGAAGCCACUGCAAGUGAAAAAGAAAAAAAAAACUGGAAUGUAUUACAUUUUUGUUGAGUUUUGAAGUUGAUUUCUUUGUACUUUCCAAAGUUCCUAGUAAAAAAAGUUUUAAUCUGUAAUCCUAGACUUAGUUCAGUACUACAAUUAUGUUUAUUAAUUAAUGAUUUCCAUUUUUGGUUUUGGAAACAUUUUAAUUUCCUGGUAAGAUGCAAGAAAGUAAAUAGGCCCUAUUUGGCACAGUUCACUUCUCAUGUCUAUUUUAACACAGAUUCUUCUAGCAUAUGAAACUUGCAAUCAGCCUUUUGAGGAUUUGGUGUCAGCUGUGAAAUAGUCAAAUUUACAUCAGCCUUAGGACUCUAAUCCUAGACACUACUCAGUUGGGUUCAGUGGUACAUAUCUGGGGUGCAUCUUGGCAUUUUUUUAAGCUCUAAUUUGGUGGUGCUAUUGUGCAGGUUAUUAAUAUUAUUCUUGCCAGAGCAGAAACACAUUUUAAAAACUUUGCCCACUAACAUACUUUGAGGUAUUUGCUCCUUUUUUGCAGCAAAAAAAAAAGGCAGAGAUAAAUCUGAAUGCAUUGUAGAUAUCUAUUUAUAUUUAAAAUUUACUUUUCAUAAAUUUCAGCUGCAAGAUUCAAGCAUUUUGCAUAUGCUGUUCUUCAUCAAGCAAACUUCAAGGGAUGAUGAUUCUGAAAUUUUAGGCACAGUCUAUUUGGUUGCCGUGUUGUUUCAAAAGGAGUGGAUGACACUGAAUCUGCAGUGUAGAAUGCUAUUUGAGAUGUAUAAUAUUCAAUUCAUUCAUUUGAUUAUUUUGGUGUAGUUGCAGAGCAACUGUAUAUAUUGUAUAACCUAAAUCAACUCUUAUUUUCAAUGUCCCGAAUGCAGUGAUUUAUAAUUAGAGCAUGUUUAAGAAGUUUACUCUUGUUAACCGGUCGCUUGACUGGGAAAAAAUAAAAUACUUUUAAACGGA
Molecule: messenger RNA, 5693 nt
Organism: Gracilinanus agilis (Agile Gracile Mouse Opossum)
Lineage: Eukaryota; Metazoa; Chordata; Mammalia; Didelphimorphia; Didelphidae
Gene: ASAP2
Product: ArfGAP with SH3 domain, ankyrin repeat and PH domain 2
Exons: 28
Coding region: 83-3121 (1012 amino acids)
Biological process (GO): positive regulation of GTPase activity
Cellular component (GO): cytoplasm
Molecular function (GO): GTPase activator activity; protein binding
Source: RefSeq, a predicted model, not a curated record